AGAUCAUUCCUCCAAGUGACUCAAAAUAGUGGAACAUGAACGCAAUGGUUCCUUCACGAGCCUAUGAAGGCCUUUGUUAUUGAAAGUAGUAUCUCAUUAUGGGAAUAGGAGAGCAUUCAAUCACAAUAAAUGGAAGAAAUGUAGUCCCAAAUUUCCGAGAUUGCAGAUCACUCGCAAAUCCAUGCCAAACCACAAGUUAUCAGUAUGAAGAUUCUGGAAAAAUUGCUCUUUCCUCUGGACAAGGAAAUGAUAAAGGUAAAAGAAGGGAGAAACUGCAAUACCAAGGCUCUAAUGCAAAGCACCAUGCGACUGAGCCACAGGACCAGCCUCUGUUGAAACCUAUCAAUAAUGUGGUCCAUGAUGAUGAACUUAUGCCGCUCUCAGGGAACCCUUACUUUCAUUGCAUUAUGGUGAAAUCAAAUGUGAAACCCCCUUUUCAGCUGGUCAUUCCAGUAAAACUGCAUCAAUUGCUUCCAUCAACCAUGGUUCCUGUGGUUCUUACUUUCCGGAACAAGGACUGGAAGGUGACAUAUUAUGGAGAUCGUAACUUAAAACGCUUUGAUCCCAGCUGGAAACAUUUUGCAGUUGACAACGAUUUGAAGAUUGGAGAUGGCUGUGUUUUUGAUCUCAUGACGAACACUAGUGAGAUUAUCAAGUUCAGAGUGCAGAUUCUGAGAGGUGAUAUCCCGGAUGAAUUCCUCCGCAGGGUCAGUGGUGAGAGUUUGGAGGUGCCUAUUUUAAUUGAAUAGGAUUUUUGUGCAUUAAUAUUUUCUUAUAGAUAUGUUGUGCAUGUAUAUGGGCUCUUAUAUGCCUGCACAGGGCAUCUAGUAAAUUCCAAUGCACCUAUAU
Messenger RNA from Telopea speciosissima, 849 nucleotides. RefSeq names its product B3 domain-containing protein Os04g0386900-like. The transcript is spliced from 4 exons. The record is from RefSeq and is a predicted model, not a curated record. Bases 99 to 749 code for a protein of 216 amino acids. Gene Ontology annotation, molecular function: DNA binding. NCBI's taxonomy places the organism in Eukaryota, Viridiplantae, Streptophyta, Magnoliopsida, Proteales, Proteaceae.